AACUUUGUGAGAGUAUUGCUACUCAUUGACACUUCUGUGGCCACGACACUGAUACCUUGAUGUUACAUCACACAUUACCUAAUGCUAAGUGAGUCCCCUGAUGUUAAAAUUGCUUCUUUAAAAAAAGGUUUGAAACCUUAUCUGCUGCUGCUCAGUACUAACUGCUUCCAGUGAUCAGACAAGACGGAUGUCACAAACAGGUAUUGAUGUAUUACAAGCAAGCUGCUAUCUUUACAUUAUUUGUGGAACAUUUCUAACAGAAGAGUUUGUGUUUGCUGUUCAGCCACUGUUGUCUUUUAAUACAUCAAGUAUCUCUGAUAUCUAGAUUGCCAAGACUUUGUCAGUAUCCUAACACUGACAGGAUAUUGUUCUACUUGUUAUUUCAGGCUGAUGGAAAACUACACGUACAACAGCUUCAUACUUCAGAUGGAAGGGUUAAAGGUCUCAAAGGAUUCCAUGUACCCUGUUUUUUUCUUUUUACUCAUUGCCUACAUUGUUACAAUGGCUCUGAAUAUAGGCAUUUCAAUUAUAAUUUUGAUUGACAAGAACCUUCACCAGCCUAUGUAUGUCAUUUUCUGCAACCUGUCAGUCAGUGACAUGAUUGGUAGUACUAAUACUGUGCCCCGUUUGCUUGCGGAUAUUUUAGUGCCUCCAUCUCAGCGUCUCAUCACUUAUUAUGAAUGUGUGGUCCAAGCUUUCAUUUCACACUUGUUUGGUACAACAUCCCAAACUGUGCUCAUGAUUAUGGCCUAUGACAGAUACGUGGCCAUUUGCAAUCCACUGCACUAUGCUUCCACAAUGACCACCAAAAUGGUGAUUAAGCUGACAGUUGCUGCUUGGGGAGUGGCCUUCGUUUUGGUGGGGAUUCUGCUCAGUCUGACCAUACGUCUCAACCGAUGCAGGACUGUGAUCAGGAAUCUAUACUGUGACAAUGCUUCCCUGUUUAAGCUCUCCUGUGAGAGUGUGUUGAUCAAUAACGUCUAUGGUCUCACUUUCACUGUAGUGUUGAAAGCCGCCUCUAUAGGCAGCACAAUUCUCACAUAUGCUAAAAUAACAAUGGUCUGUGUGAGUGGUAAAAACAAGUCUUUGAACAAGAAAGCCUUGAAGACCUGCAGCACUCACCUGGUUGUGUAUCUGAUCAUGUUGAUCAGUGGAUUUAUUGUCAUUAUUCUGCAUCGCUUCCCUCAAUACGCAGACUAUAGAAAACUUGCCGCUGUUCUGUUUGUGAUUGUCCCUGGCAGCCUUAACACCAUUAUUUAUGGAGUGCAGUCCAAAGAGAUAAGAAAAUUCUUAUAUGAAAUGUUUCAUGAGAAAAAAUGCUUCACAUUGUGUAAAAAAUGA
Molecule: messenger RNA, 1341 nt
Organism: Scatophagus argus
Lineage: Eukaryota; Metazoa; Chordata; Actinopteri; Scatophagidae
Product: olfactory receptor 52N5-like
Exons: 1
Coding region: 391-1341 (316 amino acids)
Biological process (GO): G protein-coupled receptor signaling pathway
Cellular component (GO): membrane
Molecular function (GO): G protein-coupled receptor activity; olfactory receptor activity
Source: RefSeq, a predicted model, not a curated record